Messenger RNA from Drosophila ficusphila, 500 nucleotides. Its product is annotated as protein PET100 homolog, mitochondrial. Gene Ontology annotation, biological process: mitochondrial respiratory chain complex IV assembly. Bases 113 to 358 code for a protein of 81 amino acids. The transcript has a single exon. Lineage: Eukaryota; Metazoa; Arthropoda; Insecta; Diptera; Drosophilidae. The record is from RefSeq and is a predicted model, not a curated record. Gene Ontology annotation, cellular component: mitochondrion; mitochondrial inner membrane.
ACUCUAGCAACAGCUGAUUUUUGUUGAUAGUUUUAAGGAAAACAAAAAGUAUUUCUCAAGAAAUUCAGCUUUUUCAUAUUUUAAAGCGCAAACAGUGACCAAAAGCAACAAAAUGGGUACCUGGGUGCUGGAGGUGGCCAAAAUGGGCAUGUACAUGGCCUUCCCGGUGACGCUUUUCCACCUGUUCAACCAGCCAGAAUAUUUCGAAGAGUGGGUAACCAAGAAGAAGCGGGAACUUUAUCCGCCGGAGAGCAAGAGCCACCACGAGGAACUGCAGCGGGCGAUAAGAGAGCAUCACGCCCAACACGACGCCAAAUUGAUGCGCGCCAUGGAGGAAGCGGAGGCCAGGAAGAAGUAGAGGAUUUGCAAUCAGCCUUCCGGAUAAUCCCUCGUUAUAUAACCGAGGGCAUGCAAACAACAACCUAUGCUCCGGAUAGGGGAUGACUAACUGCUCUGUAACCACGUAAUAAAGACUUUUAUUUCAUCGAAUAACAAGAGGA